Arabidopsis thaliana (thale cress) is the source of this 2976-nucleotide messenger RNA. RefSeq names its product Fatty acid hydroxylase superfamily (gene CER1). Gene Ontology annotation, cellular component: endoplasmic reticulum membrane. The transcript is spliced from 8 exons. Gene Ontology annotation, molecular function: aldehyde oxygenase (deformylating) activity; iron ion binding. The record is from RefSeq and is marked reviewed. The coding region runs from base 1533 to 2693 and encodes 386 amino acids. Gene Ontology annotation, biological process: lipid biosynthetic process; response to stress. NCBI's taxonomy places the organism in Eukaryota, Viridiplantae, Streptophyta, Magnoliopsida, Brassicales, Brassicaceae.
AGAGUUGAAGAGACACAGUGACGACACAAACAUAUUACAUUCGACGGUAUAAUGGCCACAAAACCAGGAGUCCUCACCGAUUGGCCUUGGACACCCCUCGGAAGUUUCAAGUACAUCGUAAUAGCACCAUGGGCUGUCCAUAGCACAUACAGGUUUGUGACAGAUGAUCCAGAGAAGAGGGAUCUCGGGUACUUCCUUGUGUUCCCAUUCUUGCUCUUCAGAAUUCUGCACAACCAGGUUUGGAUCUCUCUGUCCCGUUACUAUACGUCCUCGGGAAAGAGACGCAUCGUCGACAAGGGAAUCGACUUCAAUCAGGUCGACAGGGAGACCAACUGGGAUGACCAAAUAUUGUUCAACGGAGUGCUGUUCUAUAUAGGCAUCAACCUAUUGCCGGAGGCCAAACAACUUCCCUGGUGGAGAACUGACGGAGUGUUGAUGGCAGCGCUUAUUCACACCGGACCGGUGGAGUUCCUCUAUUAUUGGCUCCACAAAGCUCUCCACCAUCACUUUCUUUAUUCCCGCUACCAUUCCCACCACCACUCCUCUAUCGUCACUGAGCCCAUCACUUGUAACUAUUGUUUCUUACCUUGAUUUUUACGCUGCCUAUAUUUCCGUUUUUCUUUUUAUAAUUAUUAUACGUAAAAUAUACAUCGUUCACGUCCUAACUAGUAGCUUUUAUCUGUAUAUAAUGGGAUUUGAUCAAAUGUAUGCAGCGGUGAUACAUCCGUUUGCGGAGCACAUAGCAUACUUCAUCCUCUUCGCGAUACCACUACUUACCACGUUGCUAACAAAAACGGCGUCAAUAAUUUCGUUCGCCGGAUACAUAAUCUACAUAGACUUCAUGAACAACAUGGGACACUGCAACUUCGAGCUAAUCCCUAAGCGCCUUUUCCACCUCUUUCCUCCCCUCAAGUUCCUCUGUUACACCCCCUCGUAAGUCCUUAAUUAACAACUCCUCUUCUGUUUCAUACACUACCAAUUUGGCGUAGUAAAAGCAUUUACAAGAAACCAUUCUUGAUGAUCUGAUACAAAUACCUAGUUAGAUCAUAUUAAUUAAUCCUCUUAUGGUCAUCAUAAAAUCUAAGCAAAUGAUAAAUCAUACUAAUACAGGGGAUAUAUGCUAUUAUAAUAGAAUUCCAUACACGUACUCCAUUCCUGUAUAAAAUAAAGGUGACGUGAUACAGUUGUAUGCUUAAUAUGAUCGUCAACUACUGAAUCCCUGGACCACAACAGAAAAAAAAACAAUUAUUUAAUAUAUCUUACAUGGUUCAACUUAUCGGCACAUAAUCCAAUUUCCCACAACUUUACGCAUUGAUAGCAUCUUUAACCAAACAUCCUUUGAGAACUAUUUUAAAUAUCAAAUUCAUUAGUCGAUAUGUAGCAGGUGGUCCCUCUAAACGCUCAAGUUAUAUUAAACCUUCUGGAUUCAUAUUUACUUUUAAAUAUUUGUGACUUUUUUUCCUUCGGUAUUAAUUUAGCGCAAUGUGAAAGCAAAAUUUAAUAGUUAAAAUACAUUAAAGUUUGGAUAAUAAAUGGAGCAUGAGAAUUGCAGAUACCACUCGCUGCACCACACGCAGUUCCGGACCAACUACUCCCUCUUCAUGCCCUUGUAUGACUACAUCUACGGCACAAUGGAUGAAAGCACGGAUACGUUGUACGAGAAAACUCUAGAAAGAGGAGAUGAUAUAGUGGACGUGGUGCACUUAACUCACCUGACGACGCCAGAAUCCAUAUACCAUUUGCGCAUUGGCUUGGCCUCAUUUGCCUCCUACCCCUUCGCUUAUAGAUGGUUCAUGCGCCUUUUGUGGCCUUUCACCUCUCUCUCCAUGAUAUUCACGCUCUUCUACGCCCGCCUCUUUGUCGCUGAGAGAAACUCCUUCAACAAGCUCAACUUGCAGUCUUGGGUGAUACCUAGAUAUAAUCUACAGUACUUGUUAAAAUGGAGGAAAGAAGCGAUCAAUAACAUGAUUGAGAAAGCGAUACUGGAGGCAGAUAAGAAAGGAGUGAAGGUGCUUAGUCUGGGUCUCAUGAACCAAGGGGAGGAGCUUAACAGGAACGGAGAGGUGUAUAUCCACAACCAUCCAGAUAUGAAAGUGAGACUGGUCGACGGCAGUAGAUUAGCAGCAGCUGUUGUGAUCAACAGUGUACCCAAAGCAACUACAAGCGUCGUGAUGACAGGCAAUCUCACUAAGGUUGCCUACACCAUCGCCUCUGCUCUCUGCCAGAGAGGCGUUCAGGUCUCCACUCUGCGCCUAGACGAGUAUGAGAAAAUAAGAUCAUGCGUUCCACAAGAAUGCAGAGACCAUUUGGUCUAUUUAACCUCUGAAGCACUCUCAUCAAACAAGGUAUGGCUGGUGGGAGAAGGAACAACAAGAGAAGAGCAGGAAAAAGCCACAAAAGGGACAUUGUUUAUACCAUUCUCACAGUUCCCCCUCAAGCAGUUACGUAGAGAUUGUAUCUAUCAUACCACACCAGCAUUGAUAGUUCCAAAAUCUCUGGUGAAUGUCCACUCCUGUGAGAACUGGUUACCGAGAAAGGCGAUGAGUGCAACUAGAGUGGCCGGCAUAUUGCACGCCUUAGAAGGAUGGGAAAUGCAUGAGUGUGGCACAUCCCUUCUUCUCUCGGAUUUGGACCAAGUAUGGGAAGCCUGUCUCAGCCACGGCUUCCAGCCUCUCCUCCUUCCACAUCAUUAAAACUCCAACCUUGGAAGAUUUUAGGAGAAUGAGAGCGACACGCUCUGUGCUUCUUUUCCUUAUGAUCCAGCUCUUCCACGCACAAAUGAACUAUGAAACAUAUAUAAAGCGCACACAUAUAUUUAUGCAUAUCAAGCUUUUGGUGAUUAUGGUAUUGAUAGAGUCAAAUUAAGCUCGGUGACUAUGGUAUUAAUAAGAGUACUAUUUCCUUUUCUCUUUGUGAACUAAGAAACAUAUAUAUAUAAAGCAAACAUGUUCCAGAAUAUCUAAGUUUUUCUUCUCC